AUUAUUGUUCCGUUUCAGUCCGUAUUCUGAUUGUUUCAGUCGAAAGUCGCAUUAUAUUGAACAAUCGGUGGAAAAUUGUUUUACGAAAAACUGGCUGUCAUACUUUAUAAUUGGCAAAUCCCUAGAUAUAAAACUUCGCCAGUUGUAAUUUUUGUGUGUAUGUGCAAUAAAAUCUUCACCGGUAAUAAAGACUCGUAAUUCAAUGGAGGAAAUCUCAAGUUUAGACUCAUUUCACACUGACGCCGAAUCAAGCGCUCGACCAGAAUCUGAGCCUCCUAAAAUAGACGAAGAUACAUCGCAAACUUCGAUGGAUAAAGUAGUUGAAGGUGAUGUCACUAAAGAUACCGAAGAAGGUAAUAACGAUGAAGACUUUGAGCAGAUUUCCGAUGGGUCUUUUGAAGUAGACGAAAAUUCAAAUGGGACAUCUUCAGGGCCACCCAAAGAUGAUGGAAAUAGUUCACAAGACAAGCUGGCCAGCGGUGAGGGUGAAGAGUGCGUUUUGGAAGAGAAUAAAACACCAGAGACAACGGAACAUAAGUCACAAGAAUCCACCGAUUUUGAAGCAGUAGAUGCAAAUGUAUCCGGUGGUGGCCACAAUGCUGCUGCUGAUGAAUCGGAUAUGUUGGGUGAGGCAGAUAUGACCUUACCAACCCAGGAUGAAGAAUUAGAUGCACCUGUGGAAUCAGCUGACAGAUCAGAUGAAGUUAUGGAUGUAGAUAAGGUUUUAGAUAAUCAAGCAGUUAGUGGUACCACAAUUGAAGCAGAUGCAACCGCAGAUGUAGAUAUGCCAUCUGUUAGUAACUCGCCAGCUGCGAAUUCAGCGACUCAAGUUGUUAAUGAAAAUGAAAAUGAUAAAUCGGUUGAGGAAGAAUGUCUUGACAUUAACGCCGAACAACAUGACGUAAGCAUGGAAGCACUGGAAGAGGAUGAAGCUGAAAACAACAGUGGUAAAGGUGAUGCCAUUGAAGAGAGUGUCGACCACGAAGUGGAUACAAAUGAUGAAGUGGAUAAUAACAAUGAGGAAGGGGACAUUGCAACUGACGGAGGGGCUGAUCCAGGAAAACAAAAGGAAACAGAUGAAGACGAGGCCGAUACAGCGGAGAAAGUUUCAGACGCCAGAGCGGGUGAAGAAAUUGAACCAGAACGAGAAGAUGAACCAGUUGAAAAUGUACAAGAACCGGAGGAUUCAGACAUAUGUCUUAUACCAGAUGAUCCGGAGAGCGAAGUAACAGAGGCAGAAAAGGAGCAAGCAAUUCUGGCGCGCGAGAAUGCCGAAAAAGAGGAUGCAGAGGCGGAAGCGGAAGCAGAAGCAGAAAAAGGAAAAGGAAAGGAAGUAGAAGAUGCAGCAGCUGUUGAAUUAGAUGAUAUUUCGGGCGAAAAGCAGAAUUCGACUUCAAUGGAGGGUGAUACCUCUCCAAUUGAUAGUACUGUCGAAGCCGAAGCUCAAGCUGAUUCAGCUGGAGCUGAAGCCCCUAACGCUGAUAAUGGCAGCAGCGAAGAACCACUUCCAGCUACAACCGAGGAAGCUGCUGAACCAAACGAUGCUGAUGAACCAUUGUUGGAAGAAAUGCAAACUAGCACUUCUGAAGCGGGCUCUACACCAAAAAUUAUUAUUGCAUGGAUUAUUUCGUCAACGCAGAAGUGUGUACAGUGCGAUGUCGAGAAAGUUUGUGGUUUCCGAUAUAAAAAUCCAGAUAAUGGUAAAUUUGAAUAUUUAUGCGAACAAGAAUGUUGCGAUGCUAUUUUGUCUGCAAAUCCCGGCAAGUAUUUUAUACGUCGAAAGAAAUUUCUUAUAGAGGAGUUGAUAAAUGAAAAAAAGGAUGCUGACUCAAAUGAAAAAGUUGUCGACGGAAGUGGUGACGGUGACGGUGACGAAAAGUCCACCGAGAUAGAGAAUAAUCCACACUCCCACUCGUGUUUACAAUGCAAGGAAGUCAAGUCUUGUAAAUAUUUCUUUCGUCAAGAUGACGAACAACACUAUAUAUGUAGCGAUAUUUGCUACAACCUGUUAAAUUCGGAAGAGCCUGAUAAAUUCAAAUUAAAACGACAUUCAAUAAGAGUACGAAAUAUUGGUUCUAAUUUAACAACAACAAUGUCACCAACAACAGCAUCCUCCGGAUCAAACGCUAAUGCAGCAACUGGAACUAAAACAAAAACUCCCCGAGAAACAGGUGUUGUUGCUCGUACUUCAGCGGAAGCGGAAGCAGCCCGUUUGGAGCGAAAUGCCAGUUUUAUGAGGCGAUGUGCAGAAUGUUUCAAUGAAGUUACAUUAGGGGACAAAAAUUUGUUAUGGGAGACCAUGGACUUUUGCAACGAAAUUUGUCUUGGAAAGUACCAACGUACAAUUGGCGCAAAUUGUCAAACGUGUCAUGGAGAAGUACCCCAUCCAGCUCUCGGAAAGUAUUGUGUCCGUUUUGGUUUUGAUAUUCGCCAAUUCUGCUGCGCAGCAUGUCUAAAUGAAUUCAAAAAAGGCUUGAAAACCUGUUCAUGCUGUCAAAAAGAUAUUUCAUCAGGCAGUGAAGGUUUCCUUGCACCAGUUGGUGAUAAGGAACAGUUCAAGGAUUUCUGUUCACAGGCAUGUAUGCGUCGUUACGAUAGCAUGUGUAAUCCUAAAAAGAAACUUCGUAAUGAUACUUGCGCAGUAUGUAAUAAUGAUAAACCUGUUCGUGUGGAAAUCAUGCUAGAUGGAAAGGAACAUAAUUUUUGCUCAAAUCCUUGCUUUUCAGCUUUUAAAUUCGUAAGCAAUAUUGUUGCCGACCAGUGCGCAAUGUGUUCGAAAUACUUUGAACGUAAAGGCGCUGAAUCUUUUACCAUAUAUACAGAAAGACGAACUAAAGUAUUCUGCACACGUGUUUGUCUUAAUGUGUAUAUAAUCGUUAAUAGGCGAAUUGUCUCUUGUCAAUGGUGCAAAGUGAAAAAGUACAAUUUCGAUAUGAUAUACAAACAGCAGGACGCACAAGAAAUACUUAUGUGCUCUUUAAAUUGUUUAACAUUGUAUGGCGUAUCUAUAAAUGCCUUUUCGCGUACUGUUGCAAAUUGCGACAAUUGUAAUACAUCUGCCACACCGCAAUACCACCUCACCAUGUCGGAUGCCUCAAUGCGUAAUUUCUGCACAUAUCAGUGUGUAAUGCAGUUCCAGAGUCAAUUUGCACGUGCUCCCCUCACUUUGGAAAACGACUCGCCCUCAACACAACAGACACCUACAGUAGGUCAGACAGGGUCCAAUAAGAACAAUGUUCCAUUUCCUACAGGUCUACCAAAAAGGGUUAAAUUGAAGUUUCCGCAACAACCCAAGCAGCAAAUUCAGAUUAAACUUCCUACAAAAACAACGAUAUCGAAUAAAAAGGGCCCUACAAUGCCUGUUAUAUCAACGGUAUCAUCUUUGGCAAGCGGUGAAACUGAAACAAUGAUAGGCAAUGUAACAGUCCGUCGGGGUAGAAUUAGGGGACGUAAAGUAGAUUCACCACCUCCAUUACCAGCAAUACCUGCAACUACAACAACUAAUGCCAUCUCCAGAGGUCGACCAAGAAAACAAGUAGAUUAUGCUGUCUCUCCAUCUCCUCCACCUUUGGAGAUUCCCACUUCAACGGCAAAAUCUGUUGGAAAGAGAGGACAAGGCACUUCAGUUUCCACUCAUGUUGAAAAGGGCGUGGGAGAAACCAGAAUUAUCGCUGUACCACCUUAUCCACCUGCUGUUCGUAAUGUGCAGACCAGUUGCAAACCGCAAACUGUUACAGUUGGUUUUCAAACUACACCGAACACAACGAACGCAGCUACACAAACUGGCAAGGACUACUCGAACAAGGUGCUAAUACCAGUGCCUGUGCCAAUCUAUGUACCACAGCCUAUGUACAUGUAUUCUGCACCGUUUCCUGUGCCAGUGCCUAUCCCAUUACCUAUACCCGUACCAAUUUUCAUACCAACAACAAGGAAUUCUGCACAGGGAAUACUUAAGGAAAUAAAAAAAAUACAGGAUAAAAUGCCAGCUGAUCCAUUUGAAGCUGAGCUGCUUAUGAUGGCUGAAAUGGUAGCUGAAGAAAAGCACGAAUCUGAUUCGGAUUCUGAAGAUGAGGUUAAAACUGAGCCAAGUUUGGUUCCAAUCCAAUAUAAUAAUGAUGUGCAACCUGUUGAGGUCGCAAACAAUUCAUAUGGCGAAGAAGUACUACAGAUGGCAUUAAAAAUGGCAACUGGAGAGUAUGAUCAACCUGCAGUAGAUCUUGAAUCAGCAAUGUCGGCAAAUGAAAUAACAAAUCCACCACCAGGAAUGGUUGGACAUGAUGACUCUAUGAGUCACAUGAGUGCACAUCAUAUGCAGCAACAACCACACCAUGUAAUGGAACCGCAACGUGCUGGACGCGGACGCAAAAGAGGUGGCUUAACUUCGCCAGUAUCGCCACGCAGCAAUAAUCGAUCGCCAGUGAAACGUUCUAGACUUGAUAUAGAACCUGCACAACCACCGCCACAACCUGUACAACCUGUGGAGAAACCCGAUGCAAAUAUGUGUCUGAAGUAUACCUUCGGCGUGAAUGCCUGGAAACAAUGGGUAAUGACUAAGAAUGCCGACAUCGAAAAGAGUACGACAAGGCGUCGGCCGUUUAAAACGGAGCUUUUGCAAAUGACCGCCGAUGAAUUGAACUAUUCAUUGUGUCUAUUUGUUAAGGAAGUGCGAAAACCAAAUGGCACAGAAUAUGCUCCAGAUACCAUCUACUAUUUGGUGUUAGGUAUUCAGCAAUAUCUGUAUGAAAAUGGGCGAAUAGAUAAUAUUUUCACGGAUCCCUAUUAUGAACGUUUUACCGAUUGUCUGGAUGAGGUGGCUCGUAAAUUUUCUGUCCUCUACAACGAUUCUCAAUACAUAGUUACCCGUGUCGAAGAGGAACAUUUAUGGGAAUGCAAGCAACUGGGUGCUCAUUCACCACAUGUUUUACUCAGUACACUUAUGUUCUUUAAUACAAAACAUUUCAAUUUAACGACUGUAGAAGAGCACAUGCAAUUAUCGUUCUCUCAUAUAAUGAAGCAUUGGAAACGUUCAGCACAAAAUGCUAAAAUGCCCGGCACAAGAAAUGUAUUAUUACGAUUUUAUCCUCCACAAGCUGGUCUUGAUGCUAAUCCACGAAAGAAAAAAGUUUACGAACAACAGGAGAACGAAGAAAAUCCUUUACGUUGCCCGGUUCGUCUAUAUGAAUUCUAUCUUUCUAAAUGUCCGGAAAGUGUAAAAACGCGAAAUGAUGUAUUCUAUUUACAACCUGAACGUUCUUGUGUGCCCGAUUCACCAGUCUGGUACUCGACACAAGCGCUGAGUCAGGAAUCUCUUCAAAAGAUGUUACAUCGGGUCAAGAUGGUUAAGGAGAUCAACAUUGCACUGCUGACGAGUUAAUACGAUAUGGUUUUGCCAACCAGCAGCAGCAUCAGCAGCACAUCUAAUACUAACAUCCCUAACACUUAUAGUCAUAGUCGCAGCCAAUCAAAUCAGCACCAGCAUUCGGCGCUGCAGACGGCCAUAAAUGCGUUGCGCUGUUUGUUUCCACCUCUUGGGUAGACAAAGUGCCAAUUUUCAUGUCGCACUUUUCAUAAUUUAUCUUUGUUUUUUUUUCCUAUUUGAAGCGACUAUUUCAGCACUGUUCGUUGAUCUACUCAGCAAGUCAGUUUCUAAGAAUUAAGUGAGAAUAUAUAAUUGGUACAGAUUUGCUAUAACUGAUAAAAAAAAAAAAAUAAAAUAAAAUAUAUAUAUAAUUUUAAUAUAAAUAUGUACAAUGUACUAAUAUUAAAGUAAAUAUAGAAUUUUUAAUUUUCUGGAACAUUACAUACGUAUGUAUAUGAAAUUCAUGAAAAAUAAUGAAAGGUGGUACCCAUAUAUUAACACAGUUAUAUAAUUCACAAGCCAUGUAUUUAUCGUAUUUUUAUAUCUCACAACUAAAAUAUCCUAUUCAAGGAGUUGAUCAGACCAUUGGCGGAAAUGAAAAUAAUAUGAAAUCAAAAUAUAUAAUUUAAAAAUAUCUAGAAGGAGCGAAAAAGAAUAUAAGAUAUGAUUUAUCUGAAAUAUGAAACACGCUAGAUGGACAUGCUUUUCAUAGUCGUAUUAAAGACAAGGCAUACGACUAAUGUAUAAACUCUAUAUACGUAUGCGUACAUGUAUAUAUAAUUACUACAAUUAUAGUAAUACCAGGUCGGUGUGACCGUAGAGAAAAAAUUAUAAUUUUGUUUUAUUGUUAAAAAUGAACAAUAAAUAUUUCAAGGCAUUGUUGUCAUUCAGAAUGUAUUUGUAUGUACCGAAAAUAUAUCGUUUUAAUGUGAGUUUUUUUUUCCUAAUUUAUGAUAUCGAAUUAUUCCUAUCAAUUAUGUUCACAUUCAUUCAAAAAUCUCUAAGUAAAAGUGAAAAAGAAUCAUAAUAACAUAAAAAGAGAUAUGGUAAAUAUUAAAUGAGAAAUUGCAAACACUAAUGGUAAAUUUUUGAAUUAAAAGAAUUCGCUACUGCUUUUAUCAAAAUUAUUUACACCAAUUAAAACUGUUUUAGCGAUAUAUUAACAUUUUAUUACAACAACGUUUUAACGAAUGCUUUAAAAAUCUUACAAAAAUCUGUACGUACAUAUACAUACGUGUAUAUAAACUACAAUUCCGAAGUGUAAAAAAGUAUUCGAUUUACAUUUAUGUAGAGCUGUCUAACUGACGUAAAUGUCAUAAUUAUGUCUCGAAGUUAUAAUAAAUUGGCAAAUACAAUAAUUUCUGAUCAUUUCUUAAGGUGUAUUGUGAAUAGGCAUAAAUAAAAACAUAUUUGAAUAGCAACUUACACAUGCCCCAUCAUUUUUUGAGCUAAGCGUAAUUUUAUCAUACACACACAUACUAACUGCUGCAGUAACAAAAUUAUAGUUAUAGAUUCAUACAUGUAUUAAAGCACCUAUGUAUACAUACAUACAUACAUACGUACACGUACAUAUUUUUUAUAAACCGGAUAAGAAAACAUUGCAAUGAAAUGAGAAGUAUGGAAUUUAGAGUCCCCAAUAAUUACAUUCAGUACUUUUUAUUCUUUGUGUAAUAUGGUACUAUGGCCAAUGUAAAAUUAAAAGGAUAUAUGCAAUACACAUUUUAAACUAUUGUAAUAGUUUUAUUUUGUUGUUGAAAAAAAUAGGGGAGGUUGUAGUUGAAAAAUAUGACCGAGGAUAAUGAUUUUUUUUUUACUAGUUUCGUAAGCUAUCAAUCUGUAAAUUUCUAAAGAACCAUUUAAAAUAAAGAAUUAUUUCUCUUAAUAUUUGAUAUUUAAAGUUCU
Messenger RNA from Ceratitis capitata (Mediterranean fruit fly), 7261 nucleotides. RefSeq names its product zinc finger MYM-type protein 4 (gene woc). The coding region runs from base 203 to 5374 and encodes 1723 amino acids. Gene Ontology annotation, molecular function: zinc ion binding. The record is from RefSeq and is a predicted model, not a curated record. The transcript has 12 exons. NCBI's taxonomy places the organism in Eukaryota, Metazoa, Arthropoda, Insecta, Diptera, Tephritidae.